Carassius gibelio (silver crucian carp) is the source of this 3497-nucleotide messenger RNA. RefSeq names its product dolichyl-diphosphooligosaccharide--protein glycosyltransferase subunit STT3B-like. The coding region runs from base 115 to 2505 and encodes 796 amino acids. Lineage: Eukaryota; Metazoa; Chordata; Actinopteri; Cypriniformes; Cyprinidae. Gene Ontology annotation, cellular component: membrane. Gene Ontology annotation, molecular function: dolichyl-diphosphooligosaccharide-protein glycotransferase activity. Gene Ontology annotation, biological process: post-translational protein modification. The transcript has 16 exons. The record is from RefSeq and is a predicted model, not a curated record.
UCUGACAGUCUGCAGGUGCGGGAUGAAGAUGAUGUGAGGAUCCGCCGGUCGAACCGAUUCACCGGACAGACUGGUGAAUAUUAGCUAUUAAUCAGACUAUCAUCUUGACAGAUUAUGAUGGAGCGUCGUCGCAGAUCCUCAGCCGGUACCGGAGGCUCUCCGCCCGGGAUCAGCCGCUCCAGCGCCGCGGGUGGAGGUGGAAGAAAAGGCGGAUUAUCUCAGCCGGCUGGAUGGCGCUGUCUGCUGUCCUUCACCAUCCUGUUCCUGGCGUGUGUGUGUGGAUUCAUCUCCAGACUGUUCGCGGUGAUCCGCUUCGAGAGCCUCAUUCAUGAGUUUGAUCCGUGGUUUAACUACAGAUCCACCCAUCAUCUGACCACCAACGGUUUCUACGAGUUCCUCAACUGGUUCGAUGAGAGAGCCUGGUAUCCUCUGGGGCGAAUCGUUGGAGGAACAGUCUAUCCUGGUCUGAUGGUGACUGCAGGUCUGAUUCACUACAUCUUGAACCUCGUCCACCUGACCGUCCACAUCCGGGACGUCUGCGUGUUCCUGGCACCCGUCUUCAGCGCUCUGACGGCCGUGGCCACCUUCCUGCUGACACGUGAGCUGUGGAAUCAGGGGGCGGGGCUUCUGUCCGCCUGCUUCAUGGCCAUCGUGCCCGGAUACAUCUCACGCUCGGUGGCUGGAUCCUUCGAUAACGAGGCCAUCGCCAUUUUCGCCCUGCAGUUCACCUACUUCCUGUGGGUGAAGUCAAUUAAAACUGGAUCAGUGUUCUGGACCGUCGGAUGUUGCCUCUCGUACUUCUACAUGGUGUCGGCGUGGGGCGGUUACGUCUUCAUCAUUAAUCUGAUUCCUCUUCACGUGUUCGUUCUGCUGUUGAUGCGCCGCUUCAGUAAGAGAGUUUACAUCGCGUACAGCGCGUUCUACAUCAUUGGUCUGAUUCUGUCUAUGCAGAUUCCUUUCGUUGGGUUUCAGCCAAUCAGAACCAGCGAACACAUGGCAGCAGCUGGUGUGUUCGUGCUCGUGCAGCUCUACUCGUUCCUGCAGUUCCUGCGGGACAGACUGACGCGGCAGGACAAACAGACUCUGUUUUCUGUCUGCGUUUGUGUCGCUGCGCUGCUGCUGUUUGUGUGUGUUGUUUACCUCAGCUGCAUCGGUUGGAUCGCUCCGUGGAGCGGACGCUUUUAUUCACUCUGGGACACGGGCUAUGCUAAGAUUCAUAUUCCGAUCAUCGCAUCGGUGUCGGAGCACCAGCCGACCACCUGGGUUUCCUUCUUCUUUGAUCUUCACAUCCUGGUCUGCACCUUCCCAGCAGGCCUGUGGUUCUGCAUCAGAAACAUCAACGCCGAGCGCGUGUUCGUGGUUCUGUAUGGCAUCAGCGCGGUGUAUUUCGCCGGUGUGAUGGUGCGGCUCAUGCUGACUCUGACGCCUGUGGUGUGCGUUCUGUCGGCCGUGUGUUUCUCCAGCGUGUUUGAACGCUAUCUGAGCGACGAGCUCAAGCAGGACGAUCCUCCGGCUGAAGACACCUCUGACGAGGACAACAGGAGGAACCCUGGGAGUCUCUAUGAUAAGGCUGGUAAGCUGCGCAAGCAUCACGUGUGUGAAGAGGGUUUGGGAUCAAACAUCAGGAGUCUGGUGAUCGUCCUCCUGCUGCUGCUGCUGCUGAUGUUCACCGUUCACUGCACAUGGGUCACCAGUAACGCUUAUUCCAGUCCCAGUGUUGUGCUGGCGUCAUACAACCACGACGGAUCACGCCGCAUCCUGGAUGAUUUCAGAGAGGCGUACUAUUGGCUGCGGCUCAACACAGACCAACACGCGCGUGUCAUGAGCUGGUGGGAUUAUGGGUAUCAGAUCGCAGGCAUGGCCAACAGAACCACGCUAGUGGAUAACAACACCUGGAACAACAGCCACAUCGCACUGGUGGGCAAAGCCAUGGCGUCCAAUGAGAGCGUGGCGUAUGACAUCAUGAGGCUGCUGGACGUGGACUAUGUGCUGAUCAUCUUCGGAGGGGUGAUAGGAUACUCGGGCGAUGACAUCAACAAGUUCCUGUGGAUGGUGAGGAUCGCCGAGGGAGAACAUCCCAGAGACGUGCGGGAGAGUGAUUUCUUCACGCCGCUGGGAGAGUUCAGGGUGGAUAAAGCCGCGUCUCCAGCGCUGCUCAACUCUCUGAUGUACAAGAUGUCCUACUAUCGCUUCGGAGAGAUGCAGCUGGACUUCAGGACUCCUCCAGGAUUCGACCGAACACGAAACGCCGAGAUCGGAAACAAGGACGUGAGGCUGAGGCACCUGGAGGAAGCCUUUACCUCCGAGCACUGGCUCGUCCGGAUCUAUAAAGUCAAAGAUCCGGAGAACCGGCAGCCGCUGGAGCGCAAACCUCGGGUCACCAAUCACACACACACACACUCCAGGAAGGGCUCCAGGAGGAAACGAGGAUUCAUUAAAAACAAACUUGUUCUGAAGAAAGGCCGAAGAUUGAGCCGGAAACUGAAGCGAACUGGACUAGACUGAACAGAACCGGAUCAAUGAAGAUGAAGACCGACGGUUUGAUUUCAGCUGGUGCUCUGAUGCUCUAACGCUGGUUAUUAUCUUUAUUUCACUGCUUCAUGCUUGAAUACGUGUUUGAUAUGACUGAGAAUGACAGAGGGGAAGGUUAACAACAACUUUUUAGACAUUUUAGAUGAAAUCUGAAGGAGAAUGAAGAUAUUAAACCAAAGAUCUCAUGUUCUCCUCGCAUGAAGCAUUUACACUUGAAAGUGACAAAAUAUUGGGGCCUAAAAUGUAAGAUUUCUGUAUUUGAAUUGCAAAUAAAAAUGGAGUACACAGUUUAAACAAAACACGAUAAAUAUAAAGUGAUUCAUAUUUGGCAGUAAUGAAAUCUCAGAUUUCUUACUGUAUUAUUGCAUCUAUUGAUUUUAUUGAAAUAAUCAUUUUCAAAGUGUUUUGUGAAAACAAUUUAAUUUAUUUAAAAACAAAAUGCGUAUGGUUAAAAUAUGAAACAAUAUUCAAUUAGUUCAAACAAAUCAGAUUGAUUUCUGAUAAUUAUAUAAACCUGGCAUUGUGUAUUUAAAACACAUUCAGUUCAUUAGUACGAUUACAGAAAUCUUGACCGGUUUCAUUUAUUAUGACUGACAUUAAAUAUGCAUCACAUUAAGUUGAUUCGUUUUUGUUAAUACUAUGUAAUCCAAAUAAAUGGACAUUUUAUAUGCAAUCAAAUACUGAUAUUUCUUUGUGAAUGUGUUUUGUUUCGUUUUAGUAUGCAAUAAAUCGAUGCAGUAAUUAUCGGGACUUUUUCCUGUAACUGUGAAUUGAUUUUCUUUUUGUGAUAAUUGUACAAGAAUGUUUUCCAUGUGAUGUAUAACUCAGAUUUUAUAGUAGAGUUUUGUAUGCACAAACAGAUGGAGAUCUGAUCUCGCCGUCACUGAUCUGAUGCUGCUUCAGUCCUCAGACUUCAACUCUGGCUGGAUUUUUAUAGUCUAUAACUCUGUACUGAUUCCUUUUAU